AUGUUUUCAUCCUUCGCACAGUAUUUGCCGUCUGCGCUGCAGAACACCAUAGCGGCGCCCAUCUCGAACAACUCUGGCGCCCAAGAACUCCCUCCACAAUCGAACUUCGACCCCACUACUGAUGAUGAGGGCGACGAAGAGGAACUGAUUAGACAGGCCUCAAGAGAGCAAGAACGACGUCUACAGAAUGACGAUGAGGGAGAGGAAGAUAGACGGAAACCGAAAUCAAAGAAGGAAAGGGACGGCUUGAAGAUGGCCAACGAGACGUUCAUAUUUGUCCGGCCUCCACCAUCAAAGUCGAACCAUCCACUAAAUUUGCAGGUUCAACUCGUACCACCCAACGCCCGCGCGCCGUCCGGAAUUACUCCUGUGAACGAUGAGCCCACAACCCCAACGUCGGCCUCCUCAGUGAACACGGUAUCGACCGAGAGUGGUCGUAGCGUUACGUCUGUUGCUCGAACUGCCAGCACUCGGUCGACUCGGUCUAAUUAUUCCACGAACCAUUCAUCCACUUCCACGACUUCGUUCGCCUCUGACAUCUCGGAGGUAUCGGGGACCUCAUCGGCCACAAGCAGCUCAAGUGCCCGCAGCUCAAGGAGGAUCAUCCCUCUGUACAACUUACAGGCCCACAAUGUGCUAACGAACACCAUUGUCGAUGCUGGGACAGAUGCGAAAGUCGCAAAAUUCCAGAAACGGGGGUUGGAACUCAUCGACCUUGCCAUCCUCGAACCGGUGGAAGUCUGGGGGGUCAGAAGUAAGGAAGCUAAACGGGAGGGAAUGAAGAUCACAGUCGAUGAAAUGGGGGCCAUCGUUCACCAAAACCACACACUCCACAGGGGUAGCGUAACGGGCGCUAAUCGGGGCAGCGGGUUCCUACAGCCUUCUGGAGCAAGGAAGGAAACGUCCAGCCGUCCAGCAACACCGUCCGGAAGCUCUGUAUCCCUGGCCUCAAAUUCCACUCACGUUAGCCACGCCCUCAACAAUCCUCAUGUUAUGGUUUCUCCACCCCACGAGCGCUCUCUCGCGCCGCCUGCUUCAGCCCCGCCUUCUCGCGAUACCUUCCCACUCAAGGGUCCACCUCCGACCAAUGUUUCAGAUUCCAGCGUCCCCUCCCAAGCUCCCACUGGUCAUGCUAGAUCCGUCCCACCACCCAUCGAUGUGCCUGAUCGUCAGAAUCCUCCCACAUCUCCACAGUCACAUAUUUCCACGGACACCUCAUUUGUAUCCACUACCCCGACCAAGAAGUCGAGUGGUCUCUUCGGCAAGCUCAAAUUCAACACCAAACGCAACAGCCUCGUCACUCCAGCUGUCCCACCUGCCACCGAAGGAGGUCAACUCAAUGACUUCGGUCAAUUUGCCAUGGCACCCCUCGGCCCCGGCGAUCUCAACCACAGAGCCGCCGGGAAUGCGUCCACUGCCCGAGUACCCGCUUCACCGUUGUCUGGUAACUCCCAAAGCAGCAAUACCCCGACGCAGACUCCUAUUACCCCACGGAACGCGCAAAAUGAAGGUCAAAUCAGCCCUACUCCCACAGUCCACCCACUAAAGGUCGGCGACGAUGCCGGUACCGUCAAUCGAGGAGCUGGGCACACCAGGAACCUGAGCCUGACGGGUGCUAUUACGAGGAGCAAGAACCGCUUCAUGAGCGGUAUCAAGGGUCAUUCGCCUUCCCCUUCACCCAUGUCUGAGCGAGAAGGGGGAUCUACUGUUGGACCGCACACUGCAGGAAUGGCCGCAGCCCCUUCCGGCGGUGCUCGAAGCCUGUUUGGUAAGAUUGCGGCCGGAAUUUCAGGGCAAAACAACACUGCGAAUGGGAAUGGAGUAGUAGAGGGUAACGGUCUAUUCGCACCGCAGACAAUGAAUGGGAGCCCACGAGUGAGCACCGAGAACUCCAAUCCGGUCGGCGGGAUUAAGAGCAAAUUCGAGCGCAUCCUCCAGCACUCUAGUUCGCAGCAGUUCAUCGGAAACUCAGCGACUCCUGACCGGAAACUGUCGGUCGAGUCUCUGAAACCCCAGCAACCCCUUCCUCGGCCAUUGUCUCAGCUUCUCACUCAACCCGUUAUUCCCCCCCAGCAGCCGUCGAUACCCCCUCCCGCGCAGUCGCAACCUGCACAGGGUGCUGCCGUUGUACCACAUGUCACCCUUCGCCAAUUGCAACUUCGGCCCCCUGUUCUUGGAAUUCAACCGACCUAUGUUUCUGCUUCCCAGCCCCUCAACGCCCCCGCCUAUCCGAGUCAGCAACCGUCGACCAUCAGUCUCACUUCGACGACUGGCCAACCACCACGCAUGGACGAGGUUGCCGCUCGAGCUAUCCGGCAAGUCGAGAGUCGAAGCACGCUCAGCGGCGAAACCGAGGAGAGCGUCUCGGAAGCCAACAGAAAGCGGUCGGGCUCGCGGCCUGGUAGCGCUCGGAAUAGCCUCAACCUCGACCGCGAUGCUCCCAGUGGCAGUGGGUCCGGUCCUGGCAUGACGGGCAAGGAGAAGGCGCUCAUGUAUGUGUGGCUGGUGCGGCGGUGGUUGAAGAAGAGGGGUGUUGGUGGGCCUUGGGACCAGGGACAGCCUAGCGAGAACAGGGGGAGUUUAUUCAGCCAGCUUGUGGGCCGGGAUAAGGAUCGGGGGGAUAGGGAUCCUGGCAAGCGAGGCUCGUGGCAUGCUGGCGCUGGUAUUGGUCUUAUCCCGUCGAUCACUGGUCUCGCUGGUUCGCAUUCCCAACAACCUUCGACGAGCUCGGCGUAUGGCAACAGUCCGAGCGGCUCUCAAGUCCAGCUGCAGCAGCAAUCAGGGCAGCAGUUGGUGCUUGGACCUGUCGUCGGCGGUGGGUUCGAGGUGAGGUUUGAGUGGAAGCGGGCUAGAGCGAAGAAGGAGAAGAGGGGGAGGAAGAAGGACAAGGGGAAGAAUCGGGAGAAGAAGGGGGAGGUUAAGGCCCGUGAUAUGCUACGCGAAGGGAGUGUGGCGCGAGGUGAGGAAGAGACGCCUCGGCCGCCUCAGACGUCGACAAUGGAAGAUGGGCGCCUUGUUGAGAUGUCUCCACAGCGAAUGUCGGCAUCUGAGCGUCGGAGAAUAAACAGGACAAGUAACGCCAGUCUGAGCAGCCUCCCACCGGAAGUUAGGGAUGGGUCACCGAACCGUGGCUCGCCUUCGAGAAGAGGUGUGAAUGCGUCGAGCACAUCAUCGAAGGCCAGGCUUGCUCUUAAGCUGCGAGGCCGUGGGGAAGAAGAGGAAGAUGGUGGGGACUGGGAUGACGAGAGCGAUGCUGAAGAUUCUGAAACGCCGUGGGUGUGCACACUCAAGAUUCGUCGAGUUGCUCCCGGCGGUGUCGGUGUCAGCGCAGGCGACGGGCUCGGACUCCUAUCACCAUCCCCUGGCGGUGAAGGUACCGAGAAUGGCGGCGUAUCGGGGCUUCCUGUUCAAGAAAAGGAGCAGAUCCUUCGACUCAAGGUUGGCACGCUUUCGCAAACCCCGCACCAUCCGAAAGUCGUCGCCAUGCUCAAGAUCCCGUUCCCGCUACCCGACGUCGAGGUGGAGAGAAUGGAGAUUGUGCCGAGGAAGGGCUUCGUUCCUCAGAGUCCCAAUGAAGGCGAUCAGAAGGAGCCGUACAAGGGCCUGACGUUGACGGCAGAGGAGAUCAAGGAUGUGGUCUGCAGUACCGGUUUGUGGGUUGCUGUACGAGAAGGAUUUGGUGGGGUGGGCAAGGUGAAUCGAAAGGGGGAUGGGUGGAAGAUCCGGGGGUAG
This is a messenger RNA of Coprinopsis cinerea okayama7#130, 3732 nucleotides long. RefSeq lists its product as hypothetical. The transcript has 2 exons. Lineage: Eukaryota; Fungi; Basidiomycota; Agaricomycetes; Agaricales; Psathyrellaceae. Bases 1 to 3732 code for a protein of 1243 amino acids. The record is from RefSeq and is a predicted model, not a curated record.